This is a messenger RNA of Peronospora farinosa, 879 nucleotides long. Lineage: Eukaryota; Oomycota; Peronosporomycetes; Peronosporales; Peronosporaceae. The record is from the annotation of a GenBank genome assembly.
AUGACUCUGAAACUGCAAGGAACUUUCACGGCGCUCGUGACGCCCUUUACGGAAGACGGCAGUGCCGUGGACUACGCCACGCUGCGCGAACUAGUGGAAUGGCAGAUUCAGGAGGGCAUUAACGGCCUCGUGCCGAUGGGCACGACGGGUGAGUGUCCCACGGUCACACACGAGGAGCACGAUCGUGUGAUCGCCGAGGUGGUAGCUACGGCCAACGGCCGCGUGCCAGUAGUCGCUGGUACGGGUUCCAACAAUACGGCCGAGGCGCUGCGUCUUACGCGCGCAGCUAAGAAGGCAGGCGCUGACGCCUGUCUGGUGGUUUGUCCGUACUACAACAAGCCCACGCAAAAAGGUCUGUUCGCCCACUUUAAGGCUGUAGCCGAGGUAGGCCUGCCAGUAGUGGUGUACAACAUCCCCGGCCGGACCAACGUCAAUUUGUCGCCCGAGACUAUUGCUGAGCUCUACAAGUUGCCCAACAUUGUGGCCAUUAAGGAGUCCACAGGCUCGCUUGACCAGGCGAUGGAGAUCGCCGCCUUAUGUGACAUCACCAUCCUGUCCGGCGACGACAAUUUGACGCUUCCGCUUAUGGCCAUGGGUGCCACGGGUGUUAUUAGUGUGCUCUCCAAUGCAGCCCCCAAGAAGGUUUUAGCCGUCACGGAUUCGAUGCUGAAGGGCGACUAUGAUGCUGCUCGCAAGGCUGCACUGGAGAACAUCUUUCUGGUCAAGUCGCUUUUUAGUGAGGCCAACCCGCAGCCUAUUAAGAAGGUGCUGCAGCUCAUGGGCAAGUGUUCACCUGCUGUGCGCGCCCCUUUGGUAGAGUGCGAGCCCUCGACCAUUGAGAACCUUACGAAGCUGGCCAAGGAGCACAAGCUGAUCUAA